Molecule: messenger RNA, 851 nt
Organism: Frieseomelitta varia
Lineage: Eukaryota; Metazoa; Arthropoda; Insecta; Hymenoptera; Apidae
Product: eukaryotic translation initiation factor 5B-like
Exons: 6
Coding region: 16-678 (220 amino acids)
Molecular function (GO): translation initiation factor activity
Source: RefSeq, a predicted model, not a curated record
CCUCGUUCUCAAUUCAUGUUUCUCGAAUACGCUGGAAUUCGUAUCGGUCCUGUAGUUAAGAAGGAUGUCAUGAAGGCUUCUAUCAUGUUGGAACACGACAGUCAGUACGCCACGAUCCUCGCGUUUGACGUGAAGAUCGAGAGAGACGCUCAGGAAUUGGCCGACUCGCUGGGGGUUAAAAUUUUCCAGGCAGACAUCAUCUACCACCUCUUUGACAAAUUCACCGCGUACAGAGAAGAGCUGAAGCAGCGUAAACGAGACGAGAACAAGCAUAUCGCCGUAUUCCCAUGCAAGCUUCGUAUCUUACCGCAGUACAUCUUCAACUCUCGAGAUCCUAUCGUAAUGGGCGUGAUGGUGGAAGCCGGGAUCGUGAAGGAAGGUACACCGCUUUGCGUGCCCAGCAAAGACUUUGUGGAGUUGGGCGUGGUGACGAGUAUAGAAUAUAAUCACAAGCCCGUGGAGUCCGCGAGAAAGGGUCAAGAAGUCUGUGUGAAAAUCGAGCCGAUACCGGGCGAGGCGCCGAAAAUGUUCGGCCGUCAUUUCGACGAGAAGGACUUCGUCGUGAGCAAGAUAAGCAGACAGAGCAUAGACGCUUGCAAGGAAUACUUCAGGGACGAUCUGGUGAAGACAGACUGGCAAUUGAUGGUCGAACUGAAAAAGCUCUUCCAGAUACUCUAGGACAUGCUGGACUGGGCGAAAACGUUGACGUUCCAACGACGAUUUUACCGGCUGGCGAACAUAGAAGCGAGGACCACGAUCAACGAGGAUGAGCACGCGAACCAUCUUGGAUCCGUUUUUGAUCGUUGUCGAUCGUUCACCGAAUUUGUAAUAUACACGUCGAAUUUCCCGUU